This is a messenger RNA of Trifolium pratense (red clover), 993 nucleotides long. Its product is annotated as protein ELF4-LIKE 4-like. The transcript has 2 exons. The record is from RefSeq and is a predicted model, not a curated record. Bases 262 to 606 code for a protein of 114 amino acids. Lineage: Eukaryota; Viridiplantae; Streptophyta; Magnoliopsida; Fabales; Fabaceae. Gene Ontology annotation, biological process: entrainment of circadian clock; positive regulation of circadian rhythm.
GUGACUGUCAAAUCUACAUGCUCUCUCUCUCUCUCUCUCUCUCUCUAAAGUAAACAACACAGCGAAGAAGAAUUCAUUCAUUCAAUUCACAUUUCACAGCACACAGGUCCUUCGCUUCGGAGAGAGAUUCCACAAUCACUACUCUUCCGUUCAAAUCUCUCAAUCUCACUCUUCUUCUUCAAAAUAUAAUGUUCCCGAUUCAAAAGGGUUGGUUCUGACUUGAAUUGCCUUUUGAGUUUGGACUCUAAAAAUAAAACAAGAAUGGAAGAUGAUACAUUCUCUGGUAUUGGAAAUGGUACACAGAUUGAUACUAAGAUUUUAGGAACUUUUCAGAAGAGUUUUGUUCAAGUGCAGAACAUUUUGGAUCAAAACAGGUUACUAAUCAAUGAGAUAAACCAAAAUCACGAGUCUAAGAUUCCCGAUAAUCUCAGCAGAAAUGUUGGAUUAAUUAAAGAGCUGAACAAUAACAUUAGAAGAGUGGUUGAUUUAUAUGCUGAUCUUUCAAGUUCUUUUACUAAAUCUAUGGAUGUUACUUCUGAAGGAGAUUCAAGUGGUGCUGUGAAAUCAGAUGGAAAAGGUGCACACAAAAGACACAGGCCUACAUAGAAAGAGGGUUUGUUUUUCUUAAUUCUUUUUGAUUUGUGAAGAAGUAUCAUCAUAACUUCACAAUCUUGUUGAGGUGUAGAACAAUGUUUAGGUUCUUUAGUUGAAAUUCAAACUCUCCUCUUGUAUUACAGAACUUUCUUAAGCUCAUAACUUACUCUACUUAUGUUUUAAAUAUAAAAAAAAAUUAUGUUGAUUUUCCAUCCCAAUUCCUCUCAUUGUAAUUUUGGAUCUAAUAAAAAAAAAUCAAGCAUGUUAAUUGUGGUACUCUUUUUUUUUUUGGUUGGUAGAUAGAAGAAUGAUAAAGGUUUAUAAACACACAAGUGGAGGGAGACGAGGUUCGAACUCCUGUCAUAGUGUCCGGCCUAAUAAUUUCGACAUUUUUUGCCA